AUGACGGAGUAUGGCCCAAGGUUCCUACUGCUUUUGGGAAGCUGCCCGGGCGAAGGCAUGUGGUCCCAUGCCAACAGCUACCGACAGCUGGUCGCUCAAGUGCAAGAAGCUUACGGUAGCAAUUACGACCCCAUCUUCAAAUAUAAGCUUCCAAGCAACCCGAAAGCGCUGAGCCCGCCAAACGGAACGUGUGAUAUCAUCAUCGACGACGAUGACGACUUCAACAUCUGGUUGUACGGUUAUGUCCCCAUACCUCACCAUCGCGACGUAGUUGACGACAUUCAUCACCUUCCUCAGCCGUUGACAGAGAAAAUGUACGUUUUUAAGAAACUUUCACCACCCGCAUCGCUGGUGCACUUUUCGUCCUCGAUAUUGUUGCCACCAGUCCACAGUAGUAAACCAGAAGACGAGACAGGAGUGAGUUCUCUCGCAAAUUCCUCAACAGCAGCCCCUAGCCCCCCCGUGCUCCACGCAGAUGAUGAUGUUGUGAAGCUGCCGCUCUACCCACUACUUCCGCCCCUCCUGCUAGUGAAGCUCGGUGUUCGCGUCGUUCUCCGUCAUAGCGAUGCCGAGGAGGCGAUCCUUCUCAGCAGCAGGACCGUGAGCGGCGCGGGUGAGGGUCACUGGGCGUUGCUUUUACGCAAAGCUCAACGCGCGUGGGGGGUACAGCGACCUUGUCUGCGUUACUUAGACCUCGAUCAGGGAUUCACGGCAAUAAACAUUUUCAACAUACGCGAUUACAUGUGCUGGAGUACGGGUGUUGGGCGCGAGCGAACUGAAUUGAUCGUGUUAGAGCAUCUGUUUCGUGAUGAGGCUCUCAUGAAACAGCGUGCACACAAACUUGAGCUGAUGAAGGAAAGUGAGCUAUCACGCAGGUGCAUAGAGGAGCGAGCCGAAGAGGCUUUUGGAUCGCGCAAAUUCAGCUGUCCAUCCCAUCCCUACACAGCCACCACAGUGGCUACAGUACGGGGCGUAGACUGCAAAUUGUUUGGCCCUUCCUUCACAACAGAUGGCAACAUUCCCCCAAUAUAUGAAAAGGGGGAAGGCGCCGACGAAUGUUCCCUUCAGCACCACAGGCAACUUGUUGACAAACUUAGGAGAAGCGGCUUGUUCUAG
Messenger RNA from Trypanosoma brucei brucei TREU927, 1116 nucleotides. RefSeq lists its product as hypothetical. The transcript has a single exon. Bases 1 to 1116 code for a protein of 371 amino acids. The record is from RefSeq and is a predicted model, not a curated record. NCBI's taxonomy places the organism in Eukaryota, Euglenozoa, Kinetoplastea, Trypanosomatida, Trypanosomatidae.